AUGUUUUCCAGCCUGCGGAGGUGGGGCGACGGCCGCGACUACGGGCGGGUCCCCGAGGGGCCUGAGGCGCAGAAAUGCAAUCCAGAGAAAAAUGCUUCAUUCUUCAGUAGGAUGACAUAUUCCUGGUUUAGCAGAAUAAUUGUUUUAGGCUAUAAGAGACCUUUGGAAAGAGAGGAUCUUUUUGAACUAAAUGAAAGUGAUUCUUCCUAUAUUGUGUGUCCCAUCUUUGAAAAACAAUGGAGGAAGGAAGUUUUAAGGAUUCAAGAGAGGCAAGAAGUGAAGGCACCCUUUCAUAAAGAGGCACAUGCCAGGAAACCAUCUCUGGUCUAUGCAUUGUGGAACACCUUUAAGUUUGUCCUGAUUCAAGUUGCUUUAUUCAAAGUGUUUGCUGAUAUUUUGUCCUUCACUAGCCCACUCAUAAUGAAGCAAAUGAUCAUUUUCUGUGAACAUCGCCCAGAUUUUGGAUGGAGUGGCUAUGGUUAUGCUUUGGCACUUUUUGUUGUAGUCUUUUUGCAAACCUUGAUCCUUCAGCAAUACCAACGUUUUAACAUGCUCACUUCAGCAAAAAUUAAGACGGCCGUAAUUGGACUCAUCUACAAAAAGGCCCUACUUGUAUCUAAUGUUUCUCGAAAGAGGUUUUCAACUGGGGAAGUUAUUAACUUGAUGUCAGCAGAUGCCCAGCAGCUCAUGGACUUGACAGCAAACCUCAAUCUCCUCUGGUCAGCCCCUUUUCAGAUCCUGAUGGCCAUAUCACUUCUUUGGCAAGAGCUGGGUCCAGCUGUGUUAGCAGGGGUAGCAGUCCUUGUGUUUGUUAUACCGAUAAAUGCUUUAGUUGCAACUAGAGUAAAAAAGCUAAAGAAAAGCCAAACGAAGAACAAAGAUAAACAGAUAAAACUACUCAAUGAAAUCUUACAUGGAAUUAAGAUCCUCAAACUUUAUACAUGGGAACCCUCCUAUAAAAAGAAGAUUAUUGAAAUUCGAGAGCAGGAAUUGGAAGUUCAAAAAUCAGCAGGGUAUCUUGCUGUAUUUUCUAUGCUGACUUUAACUUGCAUUCCAUUCUUGGUGUCCCUGGCGACAUUUGGCAUCUAUUUCUUGUUGGAUGAAGGAAACAUUUUAACAGCCACCAAAGUGUUCACAUCUAUGUCUUUGUUUAAUAUUUUGAGGCUUCCUUUAUUUGAUUUACCAAUGGUAAUCUCAGCUGUGGUCCAGACAAGAAUAUCAUUGAAUCGUUUGGAAGACUUUCUCAACACUGAGGAGCUUCAUCCUCAAAAUAUUGAAACAAACUACAUAGGAGAUCAUGCCAUUGGUUUUACAAAUGCUUCCUUCUCUUGGGGUAAAACAGGGAUUCCAGUACUAAAAAACUUGAACAUAAAGAUUCCAGAAGGAGCUUUAGUGGCUGUUGUAGGGCAAGUUGGAUCUGGAAAAUCAUCUGUGCUUUCUGCCAUUCUGGGGGAAAUGGAGAAACUUACAGGAGUUGUUCAAAGAAAGGGUUCUGUGGCUUAUGUUGCCCAGCAGGCCUGGAUUCAGAAUUGCAUUUUACAAGAAAACAUUCUCUUUGGCUCCAUCAUGCAGAAGCAGUUUUAUGAGCGAGUAUUGGAAGCCUGUGCCCUCCUUCCUGAUUUGGAGCAGUUACCAAAUGGAGAUCAAACUGAGAUUGGAGAAAGAGGUGUGAAUAUAAGUGGGGGCCAGAAGCACCGCGUAAGUCUGGCCAGAGCUGUGUAUAGUGGGGCUGACAUCUACCUCCUGGAUGAUCCCUUUGCUGCAGUUGAUGUCCAUGUUGGAAAGCAACUUUUUGAGAAAGUGAUUGGGUCCUCGGGUAUUUUGAAAAACAAGACUCGUAUUUUAGUGACACAUAACCUCGCACUUCUGCCACAGAUGGAUCUGAUUGUUGUCAUGGAGAGUGGCAGAGUUGCACACAUGGGAACAUACCAGGAGCUGCUGUCAAAAACCAGAAACCUCACAAAUUUGCUUCAGGCCCUCAGUGAACGAGAAAAAGCUCAUGCUUUAAAGCGAGUCAGUGUAAUCAACUCCAGAACUAUACUGAAAGACCAAAUCUUGGAGCAAAAUGAUAGGCCCUCACUGGAUCAAGGAAAACAGUUCUCAGUGAAAAAAGAAAAGAUCCCUAUUGGUGGGGUGAAGUUCUCAAUCAUUCUGAAGUACCUCCAAGCCUUCGGCUGGCUCUGGGUGUGGCUGAGUGUGGCUGCUUACCUCGGGCAGAAUUUGGUGGGCAUUGGACAGAAUCUAUGGCUUAGUGCCUGGGUAAAAGAAGCAAAACACAAGAAUGAGUUCACAGAAUGGAAGCAAAUAAGAAGCAAUAAACUUAACAUCUAUGGAUUACUGGGAUUAAUGCAAGCCAAGGAAAAUGAGACCCGUAUGCUAAGUCAUUCAGAACCCAAAAGUCUUGACCACAUGGCUACUCACUGUCUCUUUGUCUGCUCUGGAGCCUAUAUACUCACCAGAGGAUCCCUGGCUGCCUCUCGAACUUUGCAUACUCAACUAUUGGAUAAUGUGCUACACCUCCCGCUCAGGUUUUUUGAAACCAAUCCCAUAGGUCAGAUCAUCAGUCGGUUCACCAAGGACAUGUUUAUAAUUGAUAUACGUUUCCAUUACUACUUACGGACCUGGGUGAAUUGCACAUUGGAUGUUAUUGGAACAGUUUUGGUCAUUGGAGGAGCUUUACCACUCUUCAUUCUGGGGGUUAUUCCCUUGGUGUUCCUCUAUUUCACUAUACAGAGAUACUAUGUGGCGAGCUCUCGGCAGAUUCGACGGUUGGCAGGAGCGUCUCGCUCUCCUAUCAUUUCACACUUUAGUGAGACUUUAUCAGGGGUGUCCACUAUCCGGGCAUUUGGACAUGAACAGAGGUUCAUCCAGCAAAACAAAGAGGUGGUGAAUGAGAACCUGGUCUGUUUCUACAAUAAUGUAAUUUCAAACAGGUGGCUGUCUGUUAGACUUGAACUCCUUGGCAACUUAAUGGUAUUCUUUGCUGCAGUGCUUACUGUGCUCGCUGGCAAGUCUAUAGAUUCAGCAAUAGUUGGUUUGUCCAUAUCCUAUGCCCUAAAUAUUACUCAAUCUCUGAAUUUUUGGGUGAGGAAAGCCUGUGAAAUUGAAACCAAUGCAGUUUCCAUUGAAAGAGUUUGUGAAUAUGAAAAUAUGGAUAAAGAGGCACCCUGGAUAAUGUCUAAAAGACCUCCAUCACAAUGGCCUGAUAAAGGGAUAGUGGAAUUUAUUAAUUAUCAGGCUCGAUACCGAGAUGAUCUUGGUUUAGCAUUACAAGAUAUCACUUUCCAGACUCAUGGUGAAGAAAAGAUUGGAAUUGUGGGACGGACUGGAGCAGGCAAAUCAACGCUUUCAAAUUGUCUGUUUAGAAUUGUGGAAAGAUCAGGAGGCAAAAUUAUUAUCGAUGGUAUUGACAUAUCCACUAUUGGACUUCAUGACCUUCGGGGCAAACUUAAUAUUAUUCCACAGGAUCCUGUUUUAUUUUCUGGUACCCUUCAAAUGAACCUGGAUCCCCUAGACAAGUAUUCCGAUAGCGAGCUGUGGGAGGUGCUAGAACUGUGUCACUUAAAAGAGUUUGUGCAGUCCCUUCCCAAGAAGCUGCUGCAUGAGAUUACAGAGGGAGGUGAAAACCUCAGCGUUGGACAAAGGCAGCUUGUCUGUCUUGCUCGUGCUUUGCUUCGAAAAACAAAAAUUCUCAUCUUGGAUGAGGCAACAGCUUCCAUUGAUUUUGAGACUGAUAACUUGGUGCAGACCACAAUCAGGAAAGAGUUCUCCGACUGUACCAUCCUGACGAUUGCUCAUAGACUGCGCUCUAUCAUUGAUUCAGAUAGGGUACUUGUUCUAGACUCUGGAAGGAUUACAGAAUUUGAAACACCACAGAAUUUGAUAUGCCAGAAAGGACUUUUCUUUGAAAUGCUAACAGAAGCUGGAAUACCAGAAGACUCAGUGACAAAAUAA
Molecule: messenger RNA, 3954 nt
Organism: Odobenus rosmarus divergens (Pacific walrus)
Lineage: Eukaryota; Metazoa; Chordata; Mammalia; Carnivora; Odobenidae
Product: canalicular multispecific organic anion transporter 1-like
Exons: 29
Coding region: 1-3954 (1317 amino acids)
Biological process (GO): transmembrane transport
Cellular component (GO): membrane
Molecular function (GO): ATP hydrolysis activity; ABC-type transporter activity; ATP binding
Source: RefSeq, a predicted model, not a curated record